Mastomys coucha (southern multimammate mouse) is the source of this 5131-nucleotide messenger RNA. RefSeq names its product zinc finger protein 551-like. Gene Ontology annotation, biological process: negative regulation of transcription by RNA polymerase II. Gene Ontology annotation, molecular function: DNA-binding transcription repressor activity, RNA polymerase II-specific. Lineage: Eukaryota; Metazoa; Chordata; Mammalia; Rodentia; Muridae. The record is from RefSeq and is a predicted model, not a curated record.
UGUGUGCGCGCGCGCGCACGCGGUUCGUGUCUUGUCUGGAGCUGGACUUCCAGCGUGGUCUUCUUGGCGGUCGUUUAGGUGUUUCUGAGGUUUGUUUACCUAACUGGAAGCUCGGGGCGAGGUGGGCAGUUCGAUUGGCAGAACGCAAAGGGUACAGAGGCUCUGCUGAGGCCCAACGACUCCGCCCACAUGCCCCGAGCCAGGCCUAGGGAAGAAACCUCGGUGACCUGGUCCUUGCUUCUUCUGCAGACUAAUAGUGUGACCACGCACAGGAACCUGGCCCAGGUUCCUCUGACUUCAGAACCAGUUAUGGAGCUUGGCCUGGAUGUGUCCUUUGAGGAUGUGACCAUUCACUUCUCCCAGGAAGAGUGGGUGCUCCUUGAUAAGGCCCAGAGGCUCCUGUACUGCAGUGUGAUGCUGGAAAACUUGGCACUUGUGGCAUCUCUGGGUUCCUGUACUGGAAUGGGGGGUGAAGAUGUAACUUGUGAGCAUAAUGUGCCUGCAGAAGGGGUGGUGUGUAGCACAAGCCCGUCUCCCCAGGAGACUCAUCUCCUUGAGAUAUCUGUGCCAGCUUUGGAAGACGUUUUGCACCAGACUGAGUUCCUGAGCACACACCCUGUGCAGACACUGGGCUUGAGCAGAACAGGUUCCAAUUUGAAUGAAGACAAUAACCAGCAUUGGAAGAGUUACAAUGGAGAAAAGUCCUUCGAAGGGGAUCCUCACAGGGCUUCAGCUAUGUCAAGCUGCAGAGUCCAUGUGUUGACCAAGCCGUUCAUCUGUGGAAAGGAUGGGGAGGAGGCCAUCUCCUCCACAGGCUGUCUUCAGCAGCAGGGUGCUUGUCGUAGUGAAUGGCCUUACAGUAGAGGCAAGUGUGGGGAAACACUUUUGAACGGAGAGAAACAUUGUAAGGACAGUGAAUGCCAAAAAGCUUCAAGCUGCAAACACACACUUGUUCAAUGUCCAAGUGCCUCCUCUGAGAAAAGGCCACCUGAGUGUAGUAAGUAUGAGAAAGCCUUCUCAUGCAAUUACAGACAUGCUCAGCACCAGGACAGUUACUUGGGACAAAGGACAUAUGAGCACAGUCAGCAUGAGAAGUCCUUCAGCAAAAAGUGCCACCUCAAUACACAAGACAGACUUCGUCCUCAAGAAAGGCCCUAUAAAUGUACUGAAUGUGGAAAAGCCUUUAUCUAUAAAUCUGAACUCGUUUACCAUCAGAGACAUCACAGUGGCGGAGUACAUUAUGAGUGUGUGGAAUGUAGAAAAUCCUUCACAUACAAAUCCAACCUCACUGAACACCAGAGAAUCCACACUGGGGAAAGGCCUUAUCAAUGUGAACAAUGUGGAAAGUCCUUCAGACAAAACUCUAGCCUCUUUAGACACCACAGAAUUCAUACUGGAGAAAGGCCAUAUGAGUGCUAUGAAUGUGGGAAAUCCUUCAGACAGAUCUUUAAUCUCAUCAGACACAGGCGAGUCCACACUGGAGAAAUGCCUCACCAGUGUGGUGAUUGUGGGAAAGCCUUUAGCUGCAAAGCUGAACUCACACAGCACGAGCGAAUUCACAGUGGGGAAAAGCCUUAUGAGUGUAGUGAGUGUGGAAAAUACUUCAGGCAGUUCUCCAACCUCAUUCGACACCGGAGAGUGCACACUGGUGACAGGCCUUAUAAGUGCAGUGAAUGUGAGAAAUCCUUCAGUCGCAAAUUCAUCCUCAUCCAGCACCAAAGAGUUCACACUGGAGAAAGGCCUUACAAAUGUGGGGAAUGUGGCACAUCCUUCACCCGAAAGUCUGACCUCAUCCAGCACCAAAGAAUUCACACUGGCACAAGACCUUAUGUGUGUGAAGAGUGUGGGAAGUCAUUCAGGCAAUGCUCUAGCCUCAUCCAGCACCGGAGAGUUCAUACUGGAGAGAAGCCUUACGAGUGUAUCGAAUGUGGGAAAGCCUUUAGUCAGAGUGCUAGCCUCAUUCAACACCAGAGACUGCACACUGGAGAGAGACCUUAUGAGUGUAGUGAAUGUGGGAAGUCCUUUAGCCAGAGUGCUAGUCUGAUUCAACACCAGAGAAGCCACAGUGGAGAAAAGCCUUAUGAAUGUAGUGAAUGCGGCAAACCCUUUACCCACAAGUCUGACCUGAUUCAGCACCAAAGGGUUCACACUGGAGAAAGACCUUAUGAGUGUCAUGACUGUGAGAAAUCCUUUAGCCGUAGAUCGAAUCUUGUCAGACACCAGCGAGUUCACACCUAAGAAGGGCCUUUAUCAUGUAAGAAAUGUGCUGCUUAGGGUGUUCUUUCUCACAGCUAGGUGAGAAGUACAUAGGCAGAAAGUGCAUACAGAUUUAUGCCUGCCCCUGAUUGGACAAAGGUGGGCAGUGUGCAACCUUGUGGGUUUUUCCUUUAUAAGCAGCUGACUAACAUAAUUUGUGGCCAUUCUCUGGGAAUCCCAGGUAUGGACAUGGCCAGUGUCCAUCAUCCUAGCCAGUAAAUAAUAAAACUUUAUUCAAAUUUGGCUAAAAAAAAAACCCCAAAAACCAAAAAACCAAAACCAUGCUGUUUAAUAAGUUUAGAAACACUGGAGGAGACUCCCAGCCUUCUCUGAGUUCAGAGAUUAUUCCUCUGGGCUUCAGAAGUGGAGGUUAUUUCAGAUAUGUGGGGAAUUCUGAGGAGACUCAUUCCAGUUUUUAGAACGCCUACGGCCAUGUCCUGAUUUAUGUCAUUCACAGCAUCUGUGGUAGAAACCCUGUCACUCUUACCACCUGGCGCAUUAUGAGUCUGCUUAUCCCUGCUAAGUGCCUGGAGAUACACACCUCUCUACUCCGCUCCAGCCUUAGCCUUGGAGACCCCUCCUUUUCUUAGGGUAGCGAUCUUCUUUAGCAAGUGUGGUCCAAGUUGUGCUUUCAACUUUGCUGGGAAAGAUAAGCUUAUUCAGGACAGGUUUUGUUCUCACACUGUGCUCCUGGUGAAUAUUUCCAGGGUGGAACUCACUAACUUGUGAAAUGCUUGCCACACAUUACUUUGACCUAACAUUUGAAAAGGAAGUUUGUUUAUGCUCCUUUGAUCUUGAAGGUUCUGUUUAUUUUGUGGCAUGACUAAGCAGGUGACCUGUGAUGUCAGCAUGAAGGGCUGGACCAAUUCCAUAGAUAUCCCCACUUUUUGUUUUAGAAGGUAUGGUAUUGCUGCAGGAAGCAGCUGCGUGGAGUAUUGGCCUAAUUUUCAUGGCUGCCCCUACCCUCACAGGAAAGACUGUUGUGUUUUGUGUUCCUGACUUACUGAAGGUACUGUGACUUUUGGGAGGUAAGAAGUCUUCAUGAAGAGGAGUGUAAUGACAACCCUAGGUAUUCCUAUGCCACCUGAACAAUUCUAUUCACUUUUCCACUGGGAUGUCACAUAAUUCCUAGCAUUUUUGGAGGUAAUCUCUUCUGCAGGCUUUACACUGGAGGCACUUGCUAUGUGUUAAGUCAUGCAGAGGGUAGUGAUUGGGGCAGGAACUGAGUUAAUGGAAAUGAAAAUAAUUCUGCAUUUUUUUUAUUGUGCAUAUAUGUGGCUUGGUACACACGGAUUGUGAUACAUGUGUAGAAGUCAGAAGACAGCUUUUGAAGGUGAUUCUAUUCUACCAUGUGGGCUGCAGAGACUGAAAUUCAGGUAAUCAGGCUUUUGGCAAAUGCUUUUACAUGCUGAGCCAUCUCUCUGACCUGGAACAUGCUUCUGUUAAAACUUCACCCAUAGAUGUUCCAGUGAUUUUGUGGGAGUUGACAAAUUCUCAAGAUCUUUAUAGCUAUUUCCUAUGGCUGUGAGUUUCUGUCAGAGAAAAUAGUGAGAUGAUUUUGUGGAUUCCUCUAGUCCCCUGGCUCUGCCAUGGGCCAGAGUUGUACAGUUGGAAAAACAAGGGGAGGGAGAUGAUUCUGUGGGGUAGGGUGUACUUCUGACUUCUGAUUUGAGGGGCAGUAACUUGUAUUACUUACCAAGAUUGGCUGUUAGUAGAGCAAGGCUAUGACUCUCAGAUUCUGAGAAGAAAGGUGAUGGAAUCCAUAUCAGGUUGUGAAAAUUUUUGAGAACAGCAGGGCAUCUAGGUAUACUGUUUUAGGCUACUUUUAUGGCAUUAUUUAUGUAUCAUCUGGAUGAUUGAUACUUAAAGGGCAUAACAUGGCACUGUGGCAUAUGCUUGGAGUUCCAAUUUCUCGAAAGGCUAAGGAAUGAGGAGUCCAUGAGCCUAGGAGUUUGUGGCUCAGUGGAGGCAACAUAGCAUGACUCUAUCUCUAAAACAAAACCUCAGUUUGAUAACAUCUUGGAAGCAUUACAGCUGUGAAAACGAAUUUACCUGUCAUCUGUGUAUUUACAACAUGCCCCUUUAUUUACAUUUCCUCCCUCUCCUGGAAACCAGUGAUUUUGUUUUUAAUUUAAUCUUUAUUUUUUAGGUGUACAGGUGUUUUCUCUGCAUGCAUGUAUGUUUGCCUAGUGCCUGGGGAGGCCAGAAGAGGGAGUAGGAUAUCCUGGGACUGGAGUUACAGAUAGUUGUGGGCAACCAUGUAAGUACUGGGAACCCAGGUUUCCUGGAAGGACAUCUAGUGGUCUUAACUGCUGAGCCAUCUCUUCAGACCCUGCUUUUCUUAAACAACAGAUUAGUUUACAUCAUUUAGAAUUUUAAAUUAUUGCCAUCAAAGCAUGUAUGCUUUUAUGUAUGUAUGUAUGUUGUAUAAUUACUUCAAGAUUCAAUAAUGAUGUGCAUAUGAAAAGUUGUUACUGUUACUGAAUAGUGUUUUGUAUGGAUCAACUACUGUUUGUUUAUCCAUUAAUUUAUUUAGAAAAUUUUAUAUUGAGUUUUCAUGUGACAAAUAAAGCUGCUCUGGAUAUGUCAGUCUUUAUAUAGCUAUGCAUUUUAAGCACUUUGUGUUAAUAAUCUAAAUUGUAAUGCAGGAGUUAUAGAUGAGUAUUUUAAGAACAGUUUAGGAAAUGCCAGCUGGGAUGUGUUUGCUCCCUCUUGCAUUCCCACCAGCAGAAUGUGGAAGUGGCUGUUUCUCUCCAUCUUGGCGUGUACAUCAUUUAAGAUUUUACCCCACUUGGUGAGUCUGCUGUGACAUUUCACUAUGUAUUUCAUUGUAUUUCCUUAAGUAUUCUGAAAUAAAACAUUUUUCUUUUUCAUA